Molecule: messenger RNA, 1059 nt
Organism: Botrytis fragariae
Lineage: Eukaryota; Fungi; Ascomycota; Leotiomycetes; Helotiales; Sclerotiniaceae
Product: putative nitrilase protein
Exons: 4
Coding region: 1-1059 (352 amino acids)
Molecular function (GO): hydrolase activity, acting on carbon-nitrogen (but not peptide) bonds, in linear amides
Source: RefSeq, a predicted model, not a curated record
AUGAUAAUGUUUCAUCUGAAAUCACAAUCCCACUUUCCCGUCCUGGCUCAAAUCCGUUUCCAUCCCAUCAGAAGCUUCAUCGUUUGUCAGCAGUAUCGACCAAUAUCAAUAUCAAUAUCACGUCACACUCCCAGAGUAUCUUUUCCCAAGAACACGAGAUCUUUCACCAAUUCCUCUUUGAAUUAUUCGAAUAAGUCUUUCAGUAUGGAUCAAGAUCAAAACACAGAAACUAUCAUCGGAAUAGGACAAUUAUGUUCCACAGCAGACAUUCAACAAAAUCUUCUUACAUGUCAAAAACUUGCCAAAGAAGCAUCAGAGCAAGGAGCAAAAGCACUCUUCCUCCCUGAAGCUACAGACUACAUAACCACCCCCGGCUCACCACCCACCUCCCUCUCUCUCGCUCUCCCUAUGAAAACAUCCCCAUUCGUUCUUGGUCUCCAAUCCUCUGCCAAGGAAUUUUCCCUAGCUAUAAACGUCGGAAUCCACGUUCCAAAUGCUUCUGGAAACAAGGUCCUUAAUCGAUCGAUCUGGAUUUCUGAGUCUGGAGACAUAGUGGGACAAUAUGAUAAAGUCCAUCUAUUUGAUUAUGCAGCUGCGGGGCUGAAGGAAAGUGAUAGUGUGGAAGCUGGAAAGAAGAUUGGAGGACCGGUUGAGACGUGCGUAGGGAAGGUGGGAUUGUUGAUUUGUUUUGAUCUCCGCUUCCCCACUGCCUCCCUCCAUCUCCGCACUCGAAACACUCAAAUCCUUACCUACCCCUCCGCCUUCACCAUUCCCACCGGCCUCUUACAUUGGGAAACUCUUCUCCGCGCCCGAGCAAUCGAAACCCAAUCUUAUGUCGUCGCCGCUGCGCAAGUCGGUUCUCAUAAUGUCAAACGGAAAAGUUACGGACAUUCUAUGGUUAUUGAUCCGCUGGGCAGGGUUGUAUUGGAUAUGGGAGGGGAGGGGGAUGUCGAAGGAGAAGAGAGCACUCUUGCAAGCGGAAAGUUGGGAAUUGCGAGGAUUGAUUUGGGAAAAGUGAGGGAAGCGAGGGAAAAGAUGCCGUUGAUGGCCAGAACGUGA